UUCACGUCCUGUUUUAUUAGUUCUCAGAGCCGUCAAUCAAAGAUCUGACCACGCCCCCUCUUGGCGUCACACGUCUUUCAAGUGACGUCAAAUUGUCUGCAGGUGUUGGAAAAGGCGCAGUAUUGGCGUAAGUGACGCUUAAAACGGAUUUUACGAUGGCUUCAGCUACAGAUAACCGUUAUGGACAAAAGGAGUCUUCCGACCAGAACUUUGAUUACAUGUUCAAAAUCCUGAUCAUCGGGAACAGCAGCGUUGGGAAGACAAGCUUUCUAUUUCGUUAUGCAGAUGACUCCUUCACCCCUGCAUUUGUAAGCACAGUGGGCAUCGACUUCAAGGUGAAGACCAUCUACAGGAACGACAAGAGGAUAAAGCUGCAGAUCUGGGACACAGCAGGACAGGAACGCUACAGAACCAUCACCACUGCCUACUACCGUGGAGCCAUGGGCUUCAUCCUCAUGUACGACAUCACCAACGAGGAGUCUUUCGCUGCAGUGCAAGACUGGUCCACACAGAUUAAGACGUACUCAUGGGAUAACGCUCAGGUGCUUCUAGUGGGCAACAAGUGUGACAUGGAGGAUGAGAGGGUGGUGGCCUCUGAGAGGGGCCGACAGCUAUCCGAGCAUCUCGGUUUUGAGUAUUUUGAGGCCAGUGCCAAGGACAACAUUAAUGUUAAACAAACCUUCGAGCGGCUGGUAGACAUAAUCUGUGAGAAGAUGUCAGAGAGCCUGGAUGCUGCUGAUCCUGCAGUGACGGGAGCCAAACAGGGGCCACAGCUCACGGAGCAGCCUGCCGCUCCGCACCAGGACUGCGCCUGCUGAAAAUCCCACAGCUCUUUCUGCACUGCCUUGCACCAACACACAAAAAACAAGUUUAGGUAUUUAAAAAGAACAAGAAACAUAAAACCUUCAGUUCUCCUUACUGCCUCUGGCCACACCCCCUCCUCUCUGAUGUCUUAUUUAACACCUCAAGCUUUUAUUCAACGUGCAAUCCAUUAAAUUUUAAAAGGAAAGCCAUAGCACCCUUUAAGGGUUUGAUUAGGCUUGAUUAAGCCCGUGUUAUGUUUUAAAGACUUAAUGAUUAGGUCUAAGUUUAAAUUUUAGGGGUGUGUUAUUAGGCCGUAGCACACAGAAUCAGUUAUUCUUUCAUUUUUACUUCAUAUUCUAUGAUUUUUUUUUUCUUGUACUCUUCCAUAUCCUUAUUUAUGAACAAAUAUAAAAAUAGAGGAAUGGGGAGAGAUUUCUGUAUAUUUAUUCCAAAAGUGUACAUAAUGAAUACAGUUCAGUAUUUAAAUGAUACAGUAAGAGAUACAUAUCGAAAAAAUUUAGUUUUUUUUGUUUUGAAAAUGACCAAUUCGGUCAAAUAUAAAGAAAGUUAUAGAAGUCAAUUAAUGCUGUUCUCAUGGUAAUUCUUUGCAGUGUGCAUCACCAACCUUGCUUAUUUGUAUCUGUGACAUUGUACCUUGUUCACUGCCUUGCCUCAUGUAAUUUCAGUCCCGGGACUGAAAGCCAGAUAUCAUACACAAACAUUCCUUAAUGUAAAUUUGCAUGGAAGGAAAUAAAGCCAUUUAGGCAAAUAGUGGUAGGAUUCCUUUCUAAAUGCUUCGUUAGGUCUAGUCCAGUAGUCAAAACCCGAGUCCGAUUUGCAGCCAUGUUAUUGCUUAUUUCAUUAUAGCAGCAGAGCCAUAAGCUCAACCUACUUGCUAUCAAUGCUACUCUUAUACGCUCUCAAAACUUUGAGAUUUGACUGAAAUUUUCCAAUGAAGACUUUCUAGACUGGCAUGUCCUAUGAAAGAUUUUAUGUGGCUCUGUGUAAUAAUACCAGGCCUGCAACUAUAAUGCAAAAUGACAAAAAGAAAACAAAAAAAAGAGUCCAUGACGAGUAUUAACGUUUACAUGUGUAAAACCCUCCCUGAUUAUUCCUGCAUCUUUCCUUUGCUAUUCUGUCUUCCUUUAGUGAAAACUUAAUGUAAAUACAUUUGAGUCUUUGGUUUUAUGUGUGAACUGUGUUGUAUCAAUUCUAGGCUUUAAAAAAAUCUAGGUGAUAUUAAGAAAAAACACAAAAAGAGGAUAUAAAGGGUGUUCUUUACCUGCUGUUGUGUAUGCCUGCUUGUGAAUGAAUGUCACUUUAUUACAGAGCAAUAUUGAAGAAAAUACCUUUUCAUGUGUUGCUGAUUAUUUAUCAUUCUGUUAACAUAAACAGAACAUUUUUGUAGGAUGUGAUGAAAAAGUGGUUUAAAUCCUAGUUGAAAAGUACUGUUGUAAACCAAAGCAGGCAGAUCUACCGUGGAGCUGGUUUGCUGAAAUUCAAAAGCUUGACUGUAUUUGUGGCAAAUGCUGUUCUUUCUUUAAAACUUCAAAUCAUGCUGAAAAAAAAAAAAAAAAAAAGUAUAAUGUAGAUAUCUGCUAAAAUCCAUGAGGCCCAGGACAAAUUGUUUGUAGGUUGGUCCCUCUCCUCUAGGUCCAAUGAGCAAACAGAUAGAGGAUCUUAGUGAGCCCCUCUCAAGGCCCUGGAAAUCAGAAAUGAGAAGAUAAUAUGAUUGAAUCUUUAUUAACAUCACAGCUCACCAUGUAAAGUAGUCGCUCCACGCUCAGAUCAGUUUAUCAUCACUAAGAGUUUCUCCAUUUCCUACAUUAUUAUACAGAUUUUUUUUUUUUUCAUGCUUUCCAUUGUAAUUUUUUUUCUGAUAAUCGGAGUGUAAUGUACAAGGGGAAAAAAACACUAAUAUGCAGUAGUAAAUGUACUGUACUUACAAUAAGGGGUUUGGUGUCAAAGUGUCCAGUGGUGAAAUUUACCAAAUCAACUGUCUAUGUUGUGAAAAUGAGUGAACUUAUAAAAAUAAAGGUUUGUGCUGUUUACUUCA
Messenger RNA from Ctenopharyngodon idella (grass carp), 2860 nucleotides. It is a transcript of the gene rab3ab, whose product is annotated as RAB3A, member RAS oncogene family, b. Lineage: Eukaryota; Metazoa; Chordata; Actinopteri; Cypriniformes; Xenocyprididae. Gene Ontology annotation, molecular function: GTPase activity; GTP binding. The coding region runs from base 156 to 818 and encodes 220 amino acids. Gene Ontology annotation, cellular component: synaptic vesicle membrane; synaptic vesicle; endosome. The record is from RefSeq and is a predicted model, not a curated record. The transcript is spliced from 5 exons. Gene Ontology annotation, biological process: protein localization to plasma membrane; maintenance of presynaptic active zone structure; regulation of synaptic vesicle fusion to presynaptic active zone membrane.